Molecule: messenger RNA, 795 nt
Organism: Vitis vinifera (wine grape)
Lineage: Eukaryota; Viridiplantae; Streptophyta; Magnoliopsida; Vitales; Vitaceae
Exons: 4
Coding region: 1-600 (199 amino acids)
Source: RefSeq, a predicted model, not a curated record
AUGCAGAUAAAAGUAGGUGCACUUAAAAGCCUGGAGGAAGGGCAUGAGAGAGAGGGCGUGAGGGGCGAUUGUUUCUUGUUGAGUGAGUUGUGGAAGGCUUACGCCACUUGGAGUGGUUUUGGGGCCGAGUCUCCAUUUAUCCUGGAAAACGGCAACACUGUCAUCCAAUUCUAUCAUCCCACACUCUCAGCUCUCCAAAUUUAUACUACUCAACCCUAUACUUCCCUCAGUGACAGUGAGGGUUCAACUGCAGGCAGCAGUGACCAGGAGAUGGAAGAGGGUUUUGAAGCCACAGAGGAUGAUGCUCUCACUGCGCAGCUGGAGAAUGGCCAGAAAACAAGGGAUCACCUUGGCCAUCUCUACCUCCACUACAAUGAAGAGUCGGACCCAGACAAGAGGCCUCCAUUCUUCGUUAAGAUCAAUGAACUGGCUGACACAUAUCCAGCUCUAAUGACUCUCAAGAGCACAGAUCUCUGCCCUGACAGUUGGGUGGCCGUUGCUUGGCACCCUAUAUAUUCUAUCCCAGAAGUGAGAAAAGUGGGGGAGUUAAGAGCAUCGUACGUGACUUAUCAUAUGCUGUCCACUUCCGGUUCUCUCUGAAUAUCCAGUUGGUUGCAAUUGCCUUCAUUUCAAGAAUGAACAGGAACUGCCCUCCUAACAUGGACACAGCUUUGUUCUUCAGUUUCAUUCCCGCAUCCUAUGAUUUAUGCAUUUAUGGUACCUUUUAAUUUUUAAUAUGUUUUUAUUUUCAUAUAAUCGUGGCAAUGUAUGCUAACUAUUAAGUUAAUGAUGAGA